This is a messenger RNA of Nilaparvata lugens (brown planthopper), 4544 nucleotides long. RefSeq lists its product as uncharacterized. The record is from RefSeq and is a predicted model, not a curated record. The transcript has a single exon. Lineage: Eukaryota; Metazoa; Arthropoda; Insecta; Hemiptera; Delphacidae. Gene Ontology annotation, molecular function: protein binding. The coding region runs from base 141 to 4046 and encodes 1301 amino acids.
CAAGCUAAUUGGAUAUUACACAAGCCUUCAUUCUUGUAUCUUGGAUUAGCCUAAAUCAGUUCAAUAGGUACUUCAAGUAUGGCCACAUUUUCAAACCUUUGUCUCUUGUAUCUUGGAUAAAUCAAUUAAAUAUUCCAAGUAUGGCCAGCACUUUCACAAGCCCAGAAGAGCUGUCCGAUUGGGAAAUGAUUGACUUGAGUCAUGAGGAGAUCAUGAAGGCUCUGAAUCAACCUCUUCAAAAACCUUCAAUCGAAAAAAUCUGUCAUCUGACUUGUUUGGUAAUCGCUGACAAAGUUCCAAGCGAAUUUAGUAGUAUAACGGAUACAAUAGAACUUGGCUCAAUAGCAGACAAAUUGCACACUACUUAUUGCCCACUACAUGAUGACAAAUCAACUGAAUUAUCUCCCUCCAAUCAAUCAGAGCCCAUCUCUUCGACAUCAUCAACUACACAUGAAAAAGUCCCAGAAAUGUUGCAUGCAAAACUGGAAUUAUUAUCUCCUCCCAAUCAAUUGAAACCCAUCCCUUCGACAUCAUCAACUAAUCAUGUAAAACCCUCAAAAAUGUUGCAUGAGGAGCUAGAUUCGAAUCAUGGGGAGGUUUCAAACACUACAGAGAAUUUGAGUUCUAGAAUAAAAUCGCUGGGUAGAUUCAAUGAAUGCAUUUUCUCGAGCUUUGAUACUACUCGAUAUACAGAUAUCCGAGACUUUGGUUUGGUGUAUUUAGGAAAAGCUCUUGAAGUAAAACCCCAGAAGUUGACUAAUCUUUCCCUCAGAGGAAAUUUGGUUACAAGUGAAUUGCUCAUUGAAUUUUUAAAAUACUUACCAAAAUCUGAAAUUUGUUCUCUUGAUUUACCAAAAGUAGUUGAACAGAGCCCAGACAAAUACAGAGACCAGUCAAGAGCAGAGUUAUGUGAAAUCCUACCUGAAAUACCUUAUCACUUGGGAGAUAAUUUAGUCUAUGAUGAAGAUUACUUAGAUGAUGAUUAUGAAGGUGAUCGAAUUCCUUGGCCAACCAUCCUAUUAACCAGAAAUGUGUUAUCUGAUUAUGGAUAUUUCAAUGCUGCUACUGCUGCUGAUGAUAGAGAUGAUGAUGAUGAUGAUGAUGAUGAUGAUGAUGACGAUGAUGAUGAUGAUGAUGAUGGUGGUGGUCAUUAUAAUGGAACUAAAUAUGAUAAGAAAGUUCAUAGAAAUUGGUUACAAAAUCUUGCAACAAUAUUGAAAGACACCAAAAUGAAAUCCCUAGUUUUAAAUGAUAAUGUCAUCAACUUGGAAAUGCUUUCUAGUUCACUAGUUGGCUCACAAAUAUCCUAUCUUGGUCUAAGAGCAUGUAAAAUAAAAGAUGAUGGUUUAAAAUGUUUGGCAAAAGUUUUGAAUGAUACAAAACUCACCUCCAUAGACUUGAGUAACACUGCAUUGGACUGUGGGAGAUUGAAGAUGCUUGUAAACGGUUUAGUAGGGACAACUAUUACAACGCUGAACCUAAGCUCAAAUAAAAUAGGUGUUGAGGGACUUAAAUGUUUGGGUGGUGUUUUGAAAAACACAGCAAUCACAACCAUUGAUCUCAGUGAAAAUAUGUUAAGCUAUGAAUGCAUACAAGUAUUUGCACCUUAUCUUGUGGGUUCAAAUAUUACUUCUCUAAAUUUGAGGAGAAACCAGAUAGGCGAUGAUGGUCUGAGAUGCCUAGCAAAUGCUUUGACGAAUAAGGACACAAAUAUAGAAUCUAUCGAUUUGGGAUCAAAUGAUCUGUCUGAUUUGCAAACAUUGACAACUUGUUUGUUGAAUACGAGAAUCACAUCACUAGGUUUGAGUGGAAAUUAUCGAUUUCUUUCAAAUAGCCCAAGUGUCUUUGACGAUUUUUUUAAACAAUUGACGAAGACCACCUCAAUUGACCUCAGCAAGUGUUUUUUGCAUUGCAAUGAUUUGGAACUGUUGUCAUCGGGCUUGGCUAAUUCAAACAAUACGUCACUCAAGUCACUUAACCUUAGUAAGAAUGAAAUAAAAGAGGAUGGUAUUAGUUUUCUGAUUGAUAUCUUGAAGAAACAUAAAAUUACUUACCUGGAUAUCAGUUAUAACUGCGGUGAUCAACUAGGCCUAUGUUCAAAAUUAUUAACAUGUUUAAAUCAAACCAAUGUAGAAUCUCUAAAAUUAGAGGAAAAUGAGAUGGAUUACGAGAGUUUAGAAAAAGGUUUGGUGGGCUCUAGCGUUAACUCAAUUAAUCUUGGUUACUACCCAUACCGAGUCGGUCUCAGUCAUCAUCAGAAAUGUGCUAAUUUCUUUGCAAGUUUGAAAUUGAAUUCAAACAUCACUUCACUGAAUUUAGAUGGCAGUUAUCAUUCAUACCCUGUUUUCAAAGAAAUGGUUUCUGUUCUUGAAUAUACAUCGAUCACCUCACUCAGUCUUAGAAAGUUUACUUCAGACUGCAAUACGUUGACAGAUCUGUUAUUGUGCCUGCCGGAUACAAAAAUAACAACACUCAAUCUCAAUGGAAGCACGAUUUGCGGUAAUAUAUUUUAUUUGGCUUCUGUUCUGCAAUUUACUAGCAUUACUUCUCUUGACCUAAGCGAUUGUGAAAUUUUCGAAGGAAAUCAUAUUAGUGAGGUUCAAAACAAGAUUGACUCAAACGAUUCCUCACUUACUUUGACAGAUAGUAGUCUGUGCUUUUUCAGUGUUUGUUACUUGGCACGUCAACUAUGUCAAACAAAAUUCAAUAAACUCAACCUAUGUGGUAAUAAAAUGGCAUACAAUGCUAUGAAAUAUCUUUCUCAGGGACUGUUGGGCUCACAAAUUGUUGAACUCGAUCUGAGUUCCACCAAAGUAGAUAGUUUUGGCGUCUACUAUCUAGCUCAAGUGCUUAGACACACUCGGAUAUCAUCAUUAAAUUUAUCACAGAAUGAAAUUUCCUGUACGGGUAUCAGGCAUUUGACAGAUGGUCUUGUUGGCUGUCAAAUGAAAUCACUCGAUUUGAGUGAAAAUCGUAUUAAGGAUGAAGGUGUCCAACAUUUGGCUCAACAUCUUGCAAAUAGGCCUACUGGCAUUUCUGAAAUAAAUUUGCGUAGAAAUUUGAUUAGAAGCCAAACAGCAUAUCAGUUGUUCAACAUUGUGAAACAAAAAAACACGAAUGAAAUUAGAAAGAAUGUAACAAAAGUUCACCUUGAUAUUAUGAGCACCAAUCUGAUUAGUUACAUGGGUUUAUUCAAAUAUUCAGAUUGCAUCGUUGAAAUUUUUAAACCAUGUUCCAGAUCAGAGGAUGUUAAUUUUGUAAUUGAGAAUACCUAUCAAAAACUGGGUAUAACAAAAUUGGUUUUGAAGGGCGAAAGUUUUGAACAUUUGUUGGGAACAUUUGACAACAUGAGCAUCACAGAAUAUGAACACCACUUCAGCAAAAGACCUGUCCUGUCCCCCAAUCUUGAUAUUUCAUCAUUUUGGACAAUAGUUAAUUACAUACCUCCCAUACUUUUGAAUAGCAAUAUUGCUGUACUCAGUCUGAAUUAUAUCAAUUCUAUAAGACCGAUGGAACAAAAUGAAUCGAUUUUGAAAGUGAAAGUCAUUUCACUAAAAUUGCUGAGAGAAAAAAGAGCUGACGACGAACAACGUAACAGAACGAGAGAAUAUUACAAUUUGCCGCCAAUAGAUCACUCCUCAAGCAUUGAUAUACGCUAUUUUAAAGCACUGAUUUUAAGCAGUAAUAUUUUUUACCUGGAUUUGAGUAAUACCAAUAUAACCUGUUAUGAUAUUGAGAUAUUGGCUGAAUUUUUGAAAGAUACCAACAUAAUUUCUCUGAAUUUGAGCAAUAAUGGUUUGGAAGCAAAAAGUAUUGAGUUUUUAGCCAACAUUCUUCCUCUAACUCGAAUCAUAUACAUAGAUUUGCACGGAAAUACAAUUGGCUAUUCAGGUUAUGAAUACCUUUUUAAAGCAGCACCCAAGUCAAGUGUUUGUUGGCUAUCGCUUGCAAAUAAUAAUAUUGAAGAAGGAUUGCAAGAAAUUGUAGAAUUAUCACCUUUGAUUGUGCCACGAGACUAUACACCAAUCGUGAAAUAUUAUUAUUGAGAUUAUAAUUUUUCUAAAAGAAUCACUGAUAUUUCAUAUCUAAAUAUCAUCCACUUGAUUGGAGUUGAAUCAUGAUAAUUAUUUACAUGAAUAUUAUUAGUCUAGCAAAUUUUUCUCAUAUUUUAUUACUUGAUAUUUAGCUGAUGAUAGCUAAUAGCUGAAGGGAUUGAGAUUAUAUAUGUAAACUGUUUCUAUUGAAGUUGUAUUUUGAAAAAAAUAAAUUGAAAUUUCAACUGUACCUGACUUGAUCAGCACACCUAGCAUAUCCUCAGUCUUUUGAUCAGUAAAGGUAUCAUAUCGGUAUCUUUAGAAACAAUUCUUGGAUAAUCCAGCUCAUCAGACCUAUUGGUCGUAGGCCCAAUUUUGUAGUCACAUCUUUUUCCUCCGUAACGUAGCUAACACUGUUAAAAGUUCAACAGUAUUAGACUAUCAGUAUUUUCAUUUUCAAAUAAUGAAUUAAAAUAAUGAUUGAUAUAUUUUUGCUGACCAGUCCUAGUA